AUGCCAAAUAUGCCUUCCACUUUCCACACUUGUGAACGUGAAAAACUAUUUCUUCAUCCGAGUUCUAAAAAAUUCGGAGUACCAGAACUACAAAGACUUGUAAAACCUCACAUCGAAUCCUUUAAUUCUCUGUUAGAGCCCCCCACGAGAGGAAUAUUGCAUUAUGCCGUUGAUGAUAUCGGAGUGGUUGAAAUUGCCGACGUUCCGCACAACAGCCCUGAAAAGGGUAACAUCCUAAAGGUAUGGAUCGAGGAAGUAUUAAUUGGAAAGCCCCUUUUACCUGAAAACGCUCGUGGAGUAAAAACAAGACAAAUAUAUCCUUCUGAGUGCAGAGAAAGAAUGACCACAUAUGCCGGUAAAAUGAUGAUCAAAUUCUGUUGGCAAGUAAAUGAUGAACCACCGAACACAGAUACCAAAUCAAUGGGAUUUAUUCCCAUUAUGAUAAAAUCCAAUCGUUGUAACCUUCAAUAUUUCUAUUCCAAACAAAUGAUUCAACACCAUGAAGAAUCAGAAGAGAUGGGAGGAUACUUUAUUAUUAAUGGAAUCGAGAAGAUCAUUCGCCUUUUGCUGAUACAAAGGCGAAAUUAUCCAAUGGCACUUCUCAGACCAUCUUUUGCGAAUCGUGGAACAUCAUAUACUGAAUACGGUGUGUCUAUCCGGUGUGCCAGACAAGAUCAGACGACCAUGACAAAUACUUUGCAUUAUUUGAAAGAUGGCAAUUGUAUGCUGAGGUUUGUUUGGCGUAAGCAAGAAUACAUAGUUCCCGUUAUUUUUUUUUUAAAGUCUUUGGUUGAGAUCAAUGAUAAAGGGAUUUAUGAAAUGUUGAUGUUAGGAGAUUUUGAAAAUACUUUUAUGUCGGAUCGAGUGGAACACAUGCUUCAGGAAUUCAAAGCACAUGAUGUGAAGUCUAGGGAACAAAGUUUGACUUUACUGGGCGAGAAAUUUCGAGUUAUUAUUGGAUUACCAUCUCAUUAUUCUAACAAACAAGUUGGAGAAUAUGUAAUAAAAAAAGUUUUACUAGUACAUCUUACAAAUUUUCAAGACAAGUUUGAUCUUUUAAUUUUUAUGAUUCGAAAACUAUAUUCUUUUGUCGUUGGCAAUUGCUGCCCAGACAAUCCUGAUUCACCGCAAAAUCAAGAAGUUCUUUUGGGCGGCCACCUUUAUGGAAUGAUCAUUAAGGAAAAGCUUGCUGAUUAUUUGAACGGUAUUAAAGCUCAAAUUUUAAUGGAUUUAAACGCGAAAAAGACAGUAAAUUUCAAGGAUAAAAAAUAUCUUUCGACCACAUUUAAUAAAUCUAAUUCGGACAUCGGUAAAAAGUUGGCGUAUUUUCUCGCAACGGGGAAUUUGGUUUCGAAUACGGGUUUGGAUUUAAUGCAGACCACCGGUUAUACGAUUAUUGCAGAAAAGCUUAAUUUCUUUCGAUACAUUUCUCACUUUCGAUGUGUUCACCGAGGAUCGUUUUUUGCUGAGUUGAAAACUACUACAGUGCGCAAACUUUUACCAGAAUCAUGGGGAUUCAUAUGUCCGGUUCAUACUCCAGAUGGAACACCGUGUGGAUUACUAAAUCACCUUUCAUAUUCAUGUCGAGUUAUUACGUCCCAACUGAAUGUCAAUAAAAUUCCGCUGCUUUUAUCAGAAUUUGGAAUCUCUGUUAAACCACCAAUAAAUGGAAAGGAUAAAAUAUGCGUUCAGCUGGACGGGAAAAUAUUGGGAUGGUGUUCUAGUAAACACGCCCAAUCUAUCGCAGAUAGGUUGAGGAUAUUGAAAAUUGAAGAGAAGAUACCAAUUGACAUCGAAAUAGGUUUCAUUCCUCCAUCAAAUGGUGGUCAGUAUCCGGGGAUAUAUAUUUUUUCAAGUUCGGGACGUAUGAUGAGACCCGUUAAAUUUCUUGCAAAUGGGAAGACUGACAUGGUCGGUUCAUUUGAGCAAGUUUAUAUGAAUAUUGCAUGCUUACAAGAAGAUAUUGUUAAAGGAACAACAACACAUCAAGAGUUUUCUCCAACUAACAUAUUAAGCAUCCUUGCUAAUUUGACUCCAUUCUCGGAUUAUAACCAAAGUCCUCGAAACAUGUAUCAGUGUCAAAUGGCCAAACAAACAAUGGGAACACCCGCGACAGCCUUGACACAUCGAACAGAUAAUAAAUUAUAUCGUUUGCAGACAGGUCAAACUCCUAUAGUGAGACCUGAGCUUCAUAAUACCCUUGGAUUAGACGGUUUUCCCAAUGGAACUAAUGCUAUUGUUGCUGUGGUUUCUUAUACAUGUUAUGAUAUGGAAGACGCUAUGAUUAUCAACAAGUCUUCCCAUGAAAGAGGCUUUGGAUACGGAACCAUUUAUAAGUCCGAGAUAGUCAAUCUAGAAAAGUUUCGUAAACUCGGUGACCCCAUCCAACAUCACUUUGGUCUUGGUGCAGACGCCUCACCUCACUGGCGUGAAAAACUUGACGACGAUGGUUUACCAUUCAUUGGUAUCAAGAUAACAUAUGGCGAUCCGUUAUGCGCAUACAUAGAUGAAACCAAAGGGAUUACUAAAGUGACAAAAUAUAAGGGGCUAGAAGAUGCAUAUGUUGAUCAGGUCCGAUUGCUCGGUGAUGAUUUGGGAAAAAUUGAGGUUCAGAAAAUUCAUAUAAAAUUAAGAAUUCCAAGACCUUCGGUUAUUGGUGAUAAAUUUUCUUCAAGGCAUGGACAAAAAGGGAUUUUAUCUCGAUUAUGGCCGCAAACAGACAUGCCUUUCACAGAGAGCGGAAUGCAACCCGAUAUUAUUAUCAAUCCCCAUGCAUUUCCGUCACGUAUGACCAUUGGUAUGUUUGUAGAAAGUUUGGCGGGAAAAUGUGGAGCUUUGUUUGGAAUAGCACAGGACUGCACGCCUUUCAAGUUUAAUGAGGAAUAUACUGCAAUUGAUUAUUUUGGUGAACAGCUUUUACGUGCUGGGUAUAAUUAUCAUGGUAAUGAGCCAAUGUACAGUGGAAUUACUGGCGAGGAAUUUCACGCAGAUAUCUAUAUUGGCGUUGUAUUUUAUCAGCGUCUACGUCACAUGGUUUCAGACAAGUGGCAAGUCAGAUCGACUGGUCCCGUUCAUAACUUGACAAUGCAACCGAUUGGAGGUCGCAAAAAGAGUGGAGGCGUUAGAUUUGGAGAGAUGGAACGCGAUUCUUUAUUGGCACAUGGAAUGAGUUUUUGCCUACAAGAUCGACUAAUGAAUUGUUCAGAUUAUUCUCAGUGUCAUCUGUGCCGAAAAUGCGGUUCUAUAUUCACUUCGCUUUCAUUGAAGACACACCAUACGAUAAAUUCUAAUUAUACUUACAAGAAACAUCACAUUCAGUGUGACAUUUGUGAUACUGCUCGAUGGAUCACUUUAGUUAAAAUUCCAUAUGCAUUUAGAUAUCUCGCAACGGAACUCGCAAGCAUGGGAAUAAAAAUAGUAUUGGAUACAGAAACAUGA
Acaulospora morrowiae is the source of this 3438-nucleotide messenger RNA. The record is from the annotation of a GenBank genome assembly. Lineage: Eukaryota; Fungi; Glomeromycota; Glomeromycetes; Diversisporales; Acaulosporaceae.